Molecule: messenger RNA, 768 nt
Organism: Lindgomyces ingoldianus
Lineage: Eukaryota; Fungi; Ascomycota; Dothideomycetes; Pleosporales; Lindgomycetaceae
Exons: 3
Coding region: 1-768 (255 amino acids)
Source: RefSeq, a predicted model, not a curated record
AUGUCGAUCCUUCUCCCGCUCUACGUAUAUCCCACCACCGGUGCUUGGGAUCCAUUAUACUCUGCAGCGAAAACCCACACCGACGUUGAGUUCACUGUCAUCAUCAAUCCUUGCUCCGGCCCUGGCACUGGUUCUCUUCCCGACCAGUACUAUCUAAACGAAAUCCCAAAACUGCGAACAUACGAAAACAUUCGUACACUAGGCUACGUGGCGACGAACUACACUAAAAAGGACUUGAAGGAUGUAUUGGCGGAGAUUGCAACGUAUGCAAACUGGGAAAAGGUUGCAAAUGAUACCAAGAUGAAGAUUGACGGCAUCUUUUUCGAUGAAACCCCGAGCACGUAUGAUUCGUCCAAGUAUGAGUACCUGAAGAAGGCUAGUCAAGCGGUGAAGAAUGGAACUAGGUUUCGGGAUCGAUUCGUUGUACACAACCCGGGCCUCGUUCCAACAUCUAUUCUCACAUCGAAAAACGUCCUCUCGCAGUCUUACAUGAACCUAUCCGAUAUCACCGUCGUCUUCGAAGAAACCUUCGACAAAUGGAUCAGCAAAAAUACGUUCGACGCCCUUCAGAAAACUCAAGCUAGAAGAUCUAAGACUGCCAUUAUUCUACACUCGAUGCCGGAUAUCUCAAAGACAGUCAUCGACUGGGUGGUUGAACAAGUCGAAAGCGCUGCAGACUGGGUGUUCUUGACAAAUGUAAAGACUAAGGACGAGUAUUAUCAUAGUUUUUCGGGGCUGUUUGAUGACUUAGUGAGGUCAUUAGGCUGA